GAUAUGUCCCGGCUCUGAGGUCCAAGUUGAAGUGCCGUUCGUCCCGCAGCGUCCACACAGAGAGCUAACUGCGGUCGGACUUGCGCCAACCACCAAGGUCGACGACCAUGGCCAGCGCAGGCGUACGCAUAGUCGCAGCUGUUCUCGUACUUACGGCCGGUUGGUCGUUCGCGGUACCUGCUUCGGACGAGGCGACGCAAAUAGAUUACACGGGGCACCGACUCGUAUCCGUGACACCCACUACAGCAGCCCAAGUAAGCCUGUUAUCGACCUUGGCGGACAAACUGCAGCUCGACGUAUGGCAAGAGGCCACCGCCGUCAACGCGUCGGCGCUUCUGCGACUGCGACCCGAAGUGGCCGCCGAGUUUGACGCCAGCGUUGCGCGAAUGGGUCUCCGCGUGACGACGAGGAGCGCGAACCUGCAAGAAGCGAUUGAGAACGAGCGACGAGAGAUGCGAUUCACGACCUACUCGACGACUCCGGUGCGCUUCGAGAGGUACUUGAAGUAUGCCGAGUUUAGCAACGCUUUGAAGCAGUACGCAAGGAAGUACGACCACGUGACCUACUUGUCCAUUGGGAGGUCGUACGAAGGAAGGAACAUCAUCGCUGCUCACAUCAAGACCAAGGAAAAUUUGCCCAUCGUGUUCCUGGAGUGCGGUAUUCACGCCAGGGAGUGGAUUUCUCACUCUGCCUGCCUCUACAUCAUCGAUCAGUUGGCGACGCAGUAUGACAAGGACGACGGCAUCCGCAACCUGCUGUCCCGGUACGAGUGGCGUAUCCACCCGAUCGUCAAUCCUGACGGCUACGACUACACGCACAACACGGACCGGCUCUGGAGGAAGACUCGCUCGAAGAGCCGUUUCUCGAGCACGUGCCGAGGUGCGGACGCCAACCGAAACUUCGACAUCGGAGGCUUCUGCAGAAUCCGUGCCAGCAGCAAUCCCUGCCAGGACACCUACUGCGGUGACUUCGCCUUCUCGGAACCCGAGUCCCGGGCCGUUCGGGACGCUCUGUGGGCGACCCAGGGUCGCACCGAGUUCUACUUCUCCAUCCAUAGCUUCGGUCAGCUCUGGAUGUUCCCGUAUGCUUACAGCGACAUUCCCGUCCCGGAGUACGACAAGCUGAUGAACAUCUCACUAAGGGCGAAGGAAGCCAUCAGAAAAGUGCAGGGUACAAAGUACACGGUUGGACCAAUUUCAAAGACAAUCUACCAAGUAUCCGGGAGCAGCGUGGACUGGGCCUACGAGAAGAUGGGCGUCAAGAAGUCCUUCGCCCUGGAACUUCAACCGUCCUGGCUCACGUUCCAGGGAAAUCUGGGCUUCCUGCUCCCGGCGAAGGAUAUCUUCCCCACCGUCAAGGAGACGUGGGAAGGGAUCAGGGCGGCCAUCGCCUAGACCUCGGCUCAUCAUUCACACUCUUGCAUUGUAUCACGGACAUUUAUCGCGAACCGCUGUAAAAGUGACGUUGCCUUGCUAUAAUAGAUAAAGGAUUGUGCGACGAAUUGUCAAUGCUACGCAUUUACAAUUCGCAUUGUGCUAAUUUACAUGCCUGGGGAGGACACAGACACUGUGUAUCAGAUAGGACGCCUUCGCAGACUCUGUGUAACAGCGCCCACACAGAGAGUUUUGUAUUGUUUGUUCCUGCCUCCUUUUUUCUCAUCUGUCGUACUUCUUCGACAUCCUUAGUACUCGAUGGCCAACCGGAGGUACCCUCUCCGCAAUAUCUCUCUCCUAAACGUCCAGUGUUGUCCCGGAAGGAAAUUUUCAGUUGUGUGUGCGUGGAGGGGUGGAGGAGAGGUACUCCACGCGUUUCAGUGAAUCUAUUCACAAGACGCAAAACACGGCACGAAAAGGAUUGAGACUAGUCUCUGGCACCCCGGUUCAAGUUCAUCCUCGCCCUUCUGUUACCAGAUGCCCCUAUAGCUGUGUUACCGGAUGCAGUGUGAUGGGCUGCAAACUCCACACCGCACUCGAUGGGUUGCGCUCGGCCGAACCAUUCUCCGGCAACUUUUGCAAGGCUAGGUCCGCAUGCAGCGAACACAUCUCCUCCUAUAGCACGUGCUGGUGGGAGAGUUGGUUAUGCAUAAUUACAACGAAGGCGCCAAAUAAAACAAUGGACGUAGGAAGGAGACACGAGACAACCACGUAGGCGCUACGUGGUUGUCUCGUGUCUCCUUCCUUAGUCUCUUGUUUUAUUUGGCGCCUUCUUUGUAAUCCUCCUAUAGACCCCGGCCAUUUCUUGCAGCAGGUCUCCAAGAGCCUUUAGGGGCGAAAGCAAUGAUGGUGCUUCCUUAAACCACGGCUCGGUCACGACUUUGAACGCCAGUGGCGGCAUAGUUCGAGACCAUCACCAUCAUCACGUUUUCGUGCAAAUGACAACCUGCGUAAAUAAAAGAACCCCGAAUACACGGUUUCAGAAUCUAUCUCAUGCGAUUUUGAUACUAGGAACUCUGUGUAGGUUCCCCGCGACAAAGUGCAACCGAAUGCGCCGUUAGGACAUCGGCAAAAUGUUAAAGCGACGCUGUCCUUGCUUGUACUUCUCCGACAUGGCGUGGCUACUGCCGAUAUACUAUGGCUGCUGUUUGUUGCUGGGUCGGCGGGUAUCUCGGAGGACAUAUUUUUGGAUACACACAGAAAGUAUACAUGUACGCCUAAGGCAGGUAGGUACCAGCAAACACUUUCAUGUAACCUCUGUACGCUGACCGACAAUGUAAUAUGACAGUGAGCGUAUCCCUGUUCUGGGUAAUAAAAUCGUAAUUCUCUAUGAAA
Dermacentor albipictus is the source of this 2768-nucleotide messenger RNA. RefSeq names its product zinc carboxypeptidase-like. Gene Ontology annotation, molecular function: metallocarboxypeptidase activity; zinc ion binding. Gene Ontology annotation, biological process: proteolysis. The record is from RefSeq and is a predicted model, not a curated record. NCBI's taxonomy places the organism in Eukaryota, Metazoa, Arthropoda, Arachnida, Ixodida, Ixodidae.